Dovyalis caffra is the source of this 1299-nucleotide messenger RNA. The record is from the annotation of a GenBank genome assembly. Lineage: Eukaryota; Viridiplantae; Streptophyta; Magnoliopsida; Malpighiales; Salicaceae.
AUGUUCACUCGCUCUCAAACAUCUAAAAAGCUCUGCUUUUCCUUUCAUAGACACAAAUCCCACUUCUCCACUUACAUUGUUGGUGAAAAACCAGUUCUUGUGAGGGAUUUUAUACAUUCUGCAUUAUAUGAUCCAAAACAUGGCUACUUCUCUCAAAGAUCAAGGUCUGUCGGAGUUCUCGAGAGAAGCAUUAAGUUCAAUCAACUUGAAGGCAGAAAAGCUUAUAUGAAGCACUUGGAUGAAAUUUACAAACGGAGUGACACGUCAUGGUUCACCCCAGUAGAGCUUUUUAAGCCUUGGUAUGCCCAUGGGAUUGCUGAAGCCAUAAUGCGUACCGCAAACCUUUCUGUUCCACUACAAAUAUAUGAAAUUGGUGGUGGAUCAGGAACUUGUGCAAAGGGCAUACUGGACUACAUAAUGUUGAAUGCACCUGCAAGAAUAUACAAUGCUAUGACUUAUACCUCAGUGGAAAUCAGUCCCUCUCUGGCUGAAAUGCAAAAAGAAACUGUCGGAGGAGUUCAUAGUCAUUUGUCAAAGUUUAGAGUGGAAUGUCGUGAUGCUGCUGACAGGAGCGGAUGGGGGGAUGCCAAGCAACAACCAUGUUGGGUGAUCAUGCUGGAGGUUCUUGAUAAUCUUCCGCAUGAUCUUGUCUAUUCAGAAAAUCAAGUUUUCCCAUGGAAAGAAGUAUGGGUCGAGAAGCAACCUGAUAAGGAAUCACUUUCCGAGCUGUACAUGCCACUAGAAGACCCAUUAAUUAAGUGUUGUAAUGAGAUUGUGGAAUUGGACAAAAAUCAGUCUGUGUCAAUAGCAAGAAGCAUUUGGUCUAAGGUCUUUCCAAAACCCCGAAGAUGUUGGCUCCCAACUGGCUGCUUGAAACUGCUAGAGGUGCUACAUGAGGCACUACCAAGGAUGUCUUUAAUUGCUUCAGACUUUAGUUACCUACCUGAUGUGAGUAUACCUGGUGAAAGGGCUCCAUUAGUUUCAACCAAGAAAGAUGGCUGCAGCUUAGAUUACAACAGUUAUCUGGAUGCAAAGGGUGAUGCUGAUAUCUUCUUCCCCACGGACUUUUGGCUUUUGGAACGUAUGGACCAUUACUGUUCUGGGUGGAUGAAACCGCAUGGAGAUAACUCAACCAAGCAAGGGAAGAAGAGGCGAACACUUGUACUCGAUACGUCGGCGUUCAUGGAAGAGUUUGGUUUGCCCACCAAGACGAGAACCAAGGAUGGUUACAACCCGCUUCUGGAUGAUUUCAAGAACACUAAAUUUUAUCUUAGUGUUCCAACACACAACAUAAAAUAG